CAGAAUAUUGGGAAGGAGAGAUCGAAUCAGGCUGAUUAAGAACACCUUCGGUGCCUUCUGUCGAUUCCCCUCUUUCUUAAAGUCGGCUCCGUCCCGGAUUCAGGACCUCCCCUUUCCGGCUACUUCGUCAUGAGCACCGGGCUAAGGGGCGGUUGAGCAACUCAAGCGAACCGCCUCUCUAGGCUUCGCUAUCGCUCAUGACUGACGAUUAAAUCUGAGUGAGUUCCAGUCGCCGGAAUUGUGAAGGAUUCCAUUGUGGGUUACUGGGUUUCGGGCCAUUUGAUCUUUGGGGCUGUGCUUUCUGGACCAGAACAAUAUUAGCAGAAUUUUUGAACAGGUGAUCGGCUUCAUGAUAGAGGAGCAUAAUCAGAAGCAUUUGGAAGAGCCUAAGCCAGGACCAAGAGGGGUACAUUACAUUUAGUGGAUUCUGUUAAUUUGGAUGUCGCUUGUUUAGAAACAGAAAUUGGGAGGUUGGCCUACACAGUUGAUUGCAUGGAACUCAAGCUGGAGGAGUUAAGAUUACAUGUAUUUAACUUAGAACGUGCGAUGCUUGAAAUAUUGAAUGAUGAUUGCAUUGAGGAAGUUGUUUCUGAGGUUGUGGGAAUUGUGAGUUUAAAGGCCAAUAAGACUCAUAACCUGUUGAGUCAAACCGUUGUUACAACCUUUGUGGAGGAAAUGGAUGAGGAGUUGCUUGGUGAACAUGGGAGAAGCAGUCAAGACCCACUAAAAAAAUUGACCAAGUCACCAGUGCUGGAUGGCUAUGCUGAUGAGGGACCCCAUGAGGAACUCAUACAUGAGGAGCUCAAACCUGACCCUGUGAUGAGGGUUAAACAGCAGCCACAAAAGACUCUUCGUUCUCGGAAGCAACAAAGGAGUAAACCCAAAGCCCUAAUUUUCUCAAUAAGCGGUCUUAUCACACUUGAGAAUGCACAUCUCAUGAAAUUUUUAUUUAGGAAGAAUGGCAUUGGAGAAGACAAGUGGAGUGAAGUAGUAGCUAGUUAUGGUGACUACGCCGUUACUAGAAAGGAAUUUCAGUGUCUCUCUCCAGCAACUCCACUAUCUUGCAAGGCUAGACUCUCAUCUAUUUCCCAUUGUACAUAUAAUUGA
Rosa rugosa (rugosa rose) is the source of this 1107-nucleotide messenger RNA. RefSeq lists its product as uncharacterized. NCBI's taxonomy places the organism in Eukaryota, Viridiplantae, Streptophyta, Magnoliopsida, Rosales, Rosaceae. The coding region runs from base 493 to 1107 and encodes 204 amino acids. The record is from RefSeq and is a predicted model, not a curated record. The transcript has 5 exons.